This is a messenger RNA of Amborella trichopoda, 1636 nucleotides long. RefSeq lists its product as uncharacterized. The record is from RefSeq and is a predicted model, not a curated record. NCBI's taxonomy places the organism in Eukaryota, Viridiplantae, Streptophyta, Magnoliopsida, Amborellales, Amborellaceae.
GGCGGCCUGGAUGAGCGUUGGGGGUACGCAGCCCUACGAGUAUCCUCUCCUCUCAUCUCGGUGUGCCCGCCCACUCCCGCCCUUCCCUCUAUUUCCGCGAAACCGAAAAACAAAACCCCUCUCUCAUCCAAUUACACUCACACUGAGCUAGCCCCUCUUAUGGGGCAAGUCACCCUGUCCCACCAUGCAUUCUAGCAGUUCUUGAACCCUAGAGACCAUCCCAGUAACUUCAACAUCUAUAUUUUCCCGUAGUUGACCAUGGCUUCCUUCACAUAUUCUAUCUGCUUUAACCCUAUGUCUGUAAAAUUAACACUUCCUGCUUCUUCUUCUGGUUAUGGUUCAGUAUCAGUGUUUCGUUCUGCGCCUAUAACAAAAUUGAGGUGGUCUCAAAGUUUUUGUCAGAAGAGGAGGACAAUUCUGAUAGCUAGGGCGGAAGAUGGAGCUUCUAAUGGAUCAAAAAGCGAAGGAAAACCUGCUAAUGGAACACUGCAGCCCAAGGGCAGGAAGGAAAUUCUUUUGGAGUAUGUGAGAAAUGUCCAGCCAGAAUUCAUGGAAUUGUUUGUCAAAAGAGCACCCCCCCAGGUUGUAGAAGCCAUGCGCCAGACGGUGACAAAUAUGAUUGGGACACUUCCUCCCCAGUUUUUUGCUGUAACUGUUACCACUGUUGCUGAAAAUCUGGCGCAGCUCAUGUACAGUGUUUUGAUGACUGGUUAUAUGUUUAAAAAUGCACAAUAUCGUUUGGAGUUGCAGCAGUCUUUGGCACAAGUUUCUCUUCCUGAUAAGCAGGACUCUAAGGAUGGGGCAGAUUAUGCACCUGGAACACAAAAAAAUGUGACUGGUGAAGUUAUCCGGUGGAACAAUGUUUCUGGUCCUGAGAAAAUAGAUGCUGUGAAGUACAUUGAAUUACUAGAAGCCGAGGUUGAGGAGUUAACACAUCAAGUUGGAAGGAGGUCAGCAAAUGGACAAAAUGAACUUUUGGAUUAUCUGAAAUCCCUUGAACCGCAUAACCUGAAGGAGCUGACGAGUAGUGCGGGCGAGGAUGUUGUGCUGGCUAUGAAUACCUUCAUUAAGCGUCUUUUAGCUGUGUCAGACCCUGCACAGAUGAAGACUACAGCAACAGAGACAACUGCACCAGAGCUUGCAAAGUUGUUGUAUUGGCUGAUGGUAGUGGGCUACAGCAUCCGAAACAUUGAAGUUCGCUUUGACAUGGAGCGAGUGUUAGGUACAACCGCGAAGCUUGCUGAGUUACCUCCUGGUGAGAACAUCUAAUGCACAAUUUAAACAGUGGAUUGCCACCAUAUGCAAUCCAACCUGCCAAGCUUAAGGGGGUUUGAAGGUAAUUUGGGGAUAGAUGGUGCUUUCUCUCUGGCCUGGCUGCUUAUUUAUGGCAGUGUACUCAAGUAUAGAAGAGGAAAUGAUUGGAACGUUCAAAAGAAGAAAUGAGCUUCAGAUGGAAAGGGACUAGUAAAAGUUCCUAGAAGAAUGGCUUCUGAAAUGAAAAUGGGUAAAAGUGUAAUUGGAGGAGACCCACUUGAUGAAAUUUAGUUUACAUCGUGGGAGACCUCCUCUAGGGGCCUUAUUGGGACACAUGCCAAUCUAAUCUAUAUUAGGUCAAUUUGAUACACCUUAGAGCUAA